This is a messenger RNA of Mercenaria mercenaria, 1201 nucleotides long. Its product is annotated as GATA zinc finger domain-containing protein 14-like. The record is from RefSeq and is a predicted model, not a curated record. The transcript has 2 exons. Bases 51 to 1073 code for a protein of 340 amino acids. NCBI's taxonomy places the organism in Eukaryota, Metazoa, Mollusca, Bivalvia, Venerida, Veneridae.
AUGAUUUCUAAACUACCCCAGUGUGUGUUUGGUUUCUUGCCUGUCUUGUGAUGAAGGAAUUAAAAAGAUUCGCCGUUUUGUUGGGUUUAAUAAGUUAUGUGUCGGCCAGGUAUUUCAACAUUUAUCAUGAGAACAUAGGUGAAAGUAGCGUCAAAAUCCAAGAUGAUAACCAAAGUGGUGCUGAAAAUGAUCGAUAUCUCAACGAAUAUCUAAAUCGGUGCAAGGAAAAUUCUGCCGAAUGGUACAAGUGUCGGAAUGAUGAAGACGAAAACAACAACAACGGUUACUCAGAUGAGGAUUAUAGUAAGGAAUUAGAAGAUUUGAGGAAAUAUGAAGAUAAUAAAAACUGGUUCCAAGACAAUGGACAACCAAGUUCAUAUCAAGACAUGUUACACGAUAAGAAUGACAUGUUCCUAGCCAAAAUUGGCAAGACCCAAGACAGUAAUGACAUGUCCAAAGAAAUGAAUGAUAUGUUCAAAGGCAAGAAUGCCAAGCCCCAGGAAAUAGACGACAUGCCCAAAGAAACAAAUGACAAGUUCAAAGGCAAGACUGGAAUGCCCAAGGACACUAAUAACGUGUCCGAAGAAAAUAAUGAUAUGUCCCGAGACGAAGACGGCGUGAAAAAGGGUAGUAAUGACGUGUACUACGACCAGAAUAAUAUGUUUCAUGGCAAGAAUGGCAUGCUCACAGGUUGUAAUGAUUUGCCCCAAGCCAAGAAUGGCGUAACUAAAUGCAGGUAUUUUGUCUUACAAGACAUUAAUGGCAAUGUAAAGGACGGUAAUGCCAUGUCCCAGGACUGUAAUAGCAUGUUCAAAGUUAUUAAUGGCAUGUCCCAAGACUGUAAUAGCAUGUUCAAAGUUAUUAAUGGCAUGUCCCAAGUCAGGAAUGAAAAUCAGAACGAUCAACAGUAUGACCACUGUAAAGAGUUUAACCGGAGGUACUGUAACGGGUAUAACAAAUUAGGGCGGUACAAACAUGAUGGGAGGUAUGACGACGGUAGCCUAGAUAUGAUACAGAAUAAAUACAGGUACAAUCAUAAUAGAAAAUAUCGGCACGUUGGAAGAAACAAGUAGAAGGUUGGUGGCAGAACAAAGAUAGAAUAAAUCAAUAUUCGGCGAAUACAAACUUAGGAAAAAAUGAAGACAACCAGUUGGAUAACGACAGUAAAAGUCAUUAAAUAAAAUACAAGUAAAUUGAAACA